This is a messenger RNA of Penicillium expansum, 1542 nucleotides long. Its product is annotated as Zinc finger, CCCH-type. The transcript has 5 exons. The record is from RefSeq and is a predicted model, not a curated record. Gene Ontology annotation, molecular function: metal ion binding. Lineage: Eukaryota; Fungi; Ascomycota; Eurotiomycetes; Eurotiales; Aspergillaceae. Bases 1 to 1542 code for a protein of 513 amino acids.
AUGCUGAGGGAUUCUGAUAUAGAUUCCUUGAACGGGCACCUAGCUUCCUUAUCGCGUGAGCAACAAAAGCAACAUGACAAUCUACAGGACUUGCUCAGCCAGUUCAAGAGUUUGUUAGACGACUACAGCUCGCUUAAGAGCGACUACGAAGAGGUUAAAGAAGGCCGAGAGAAAUACAAAAGACAGGCCAGAGGCCAGGAUCGUAACCCUUUUGUCCUUGUCCUUGUUGACGGAGACGGAUAUCUCUUCAAAGAGCAUUUCCUAAAGCAUGGUAGCGAAGGUGGCAUUAAUGCAGCCCGCGAGCUGAGUGACUCUGUCAAAGAGCUUAUGCAUUCGACAAUGGGAAUGCAAGCGGAACAGUGUCGUAUCAUGGUUCGUGUCUAUGCAAACGUUCUCGGCUUGUCGAAGGCGUUAGCACGAGCUGGACUUAUGGGCCACGAGGCUCGAUCCAUGUCGCCAUUUACUUCGUCAUUUACCCGUGCGCAAGAGCUAUUUGAUUAUGUCGAUGCUGCAGAGAAGAAGGAAGGCAGUGAUUUCAAGAUCAGAGAAAUGUUUCGUCUCUUCGUGGAUCUCAACCAAUGCCGUCAUAUCUAUUUUGCCGGCUGCCACGACACUGGAUACGGCUCCCUACUGACGCCCUAUAGAGGCAGAGGUGACCGUAUCACCCUCAUCAAAGCCGCUGGUUUCCAUCGUGAAUUCGAAGCCUUGGAUCUCCCUAUCAGAGAGUUGCCUUCGGUGUUCAUGUCUACCCCUCUACUAAACAGCAAGCCGCCGACAGGCCCGGCAGCCUCUCCGAUUAUGACCAAAUUCAAUGGUGGAAACGGUGUCCCCCACCUUUCAAACGGCUCAAAUGGUACGAAUGGUGCAAAUACCACCAAGCCAAUCUGCAAGCACUUCCAAAAGGGUAUCUGCAAAUUCGGCAACGGCUGCAAUAAACAACAUGUUAUGCCGAACCAGUCAUUGAAUCAUCAACCGUCGCCUAAGCACUCAGGUGCAGGUGAUUCACCUAAACAGUUGUGGGCUUCUCCUACUGUCGUCGGUCGCAGCGAGGAUUUCCUUAGAUCCAUGCUCCCCUUGCCGAGCAUCAAAACUGAAGAAUUCAUUCCAGUCAAUAAAGAUGGGGACCGUAUCGACCCAUACUAUCCUCACCCGUCGCCUGAGGCCUUCGACGAAUACCACGCUCGAGCCAAGGAACACAAAGUCUGCAAUAGCUAUCAUCUGUCGGGAGAAUGUGGUGACAUGAGCUGCACAUACGACCACAGUGAUGUCUCUAACGUGAUCGUUGAGGUUUUGCGAUACAUGCUCCUCCAACACCCCUGCACUCGGGCCGGCGCUUGUCGGUCAAUCAAAUGCUACAUGGGUCACCUAUGCCAGAAGCCCGGAUGUAAAGCCGUGAAGAGCUGGCAGUGUCGAUUCAACCAAACUGCUCACACCCUUGAUCUUCAAAUCGCUCGAUGGGACGUGCCAAGCGACCAGAGCGAAAUUGAUCAAUGGUCUGUCAGCGACGCUUCUAUCGGGGAACGGUCGUCGUAUGCUUUCUAA